Trichechus manatus latirostris (Florida manatee) is the source of this 519-nucleotide messenger RNA. RefSeq names its product family with sequence similarity 177 member B (gene FAM177B). The coding region runs from base 1 to 519 and encodes 172 amino acids. Lineage: Eukaryota; Metazoa; Chordata; Mammalia; Sirenia; Trichechidae. The transcript has 4 exons. The record is from RefSeq and is a predicted model, not a curated record.
AUGGAAAAAGACAACUCCCAGCAGUUAGAAGCAGAGAAUAGCAGGCCUUCCAAAAGGAUUACACCGAGAAGGAUCAUCCAUUUUGUGGAUGGAGACAUCAUGGAAGAAUAUAGCACAGAGGAAGAGGAGGAGGAAGAAAAAGAGGAACAAAGAAUGAAUUCAACACUUGACCCUUCUAAACUUUCAUGGGAAUCUUAUCUACAGUUUUGGACAGGGCGAAUAGCAUGCACCUUAUUUUCUAUGUGUGAAUUCCUUGGUGGAAGAUUCGCUACCUUCUUUGGUCUCAAUCAACCCAGAUAUCAGUAUAUAUUAAAUGAGUACUAUCGAACACAAAAUAAGGAAAGUGACGGUGCACUUUGCAACAGUGCAAAGGCCCAGUCAGCUGAGGUUCCUAAUGAAAAGUGUCACCUGCAGGCUGGGGGCCGCGAGUAUGGAACCCAACGACAGGACACUGCAGAGGGCGUCCCUCAGGGGAGCGCCUCACCCAGGGAGGGCCUGGUGGCCAACUCCAGCCCAUGA